UUCAUUCAUUUAUUUACCUCACAAAAGUAAAUGAGAGAAGGACGAACACCCUCAGCUCUAAGAAACCGCUCAUAUAAACCCCGCCCACUUACACGUCAUUCUAUUUGGGCUCACCCCACGGUAUAAGUGAAGCAGUGAACUAUAACAACACAAUCCACAAAUACAUCUUCUCCGCAUAAAGUCCACUUUGGGGAUAGAGUGGUUUAAUAAACACAGAGUAAUAUGAAGUCUCUCAUGUAAAAUGUAAGCGGACUUGCAGCCUGUAACCGAUUUCAUUGGGCGUCACCACACGGCACAGAAGCAACAAGCCAGGGGAGAUGUUGUGAAUGGGUUGCCCCAGGUGACCGGCACUCCCGGCGGAAGCGGGCGGAACCAUCUCAUAAACACCCCUCCCGCUAGGAAUAAGGAGGUUUCUUUGACAGUUUAGAAUGGGCGAGAUAAAACGCUAGAAAGCUGCGGCAGCUGAUUGGCUUUCACCGACGCCAGUCGAGUUCUGUCUCCUCCCCGUGCAUGACGCUGUUGGCCGGCUGGUGUAGUGCUCUGCGGGGAGGUCGCUUGAAUAGAGCAUGGCGGCGCAGGAGGAAGGGGAGUGCGCCGGGGCCGUCAUACACUAACGCCUUGGCCAGCUCGCUGUGACACCGGGGACUGCUGUUUGCGGACACCUCGGAAAGACCGCACCUCGCUUACACCGGAUUAAUUGCUUUGUUCUUCUGUAACCGCCGCUACCUGAGUGACUGACGGCCGGGCCCCGGUACUCUUGUGUCGGACACAUCCCGGGGCCCCUCGGACUAAACCCUGUGAUAUUCAGGUGUCCGUUUGUUCUGGAGGAUGAGAACCACUUGUGUAUGUGAUACCGGCGUCUCCCCGGGCUUCACUAACCGGCUAUCCCAAUAACCGGCUCUCCCAAUAACCGGCUCCCCACCUGUCAGAGUUGCCAGUUCUGCUCACCUCUCUGCCCUCACUCUGACCACUUCCGCUUCCUUCUCCCACUCAAGCUUGGCCAUCCCCGGGUCCUAUCCACUCCCUGAUCAUUACACGAGUCUCCCCCAGUGUGUGAGUAACUGGCCCAGCCUGGGCUCCUCUAAAUCACUGGCACCUUUACAUCACUUCCGGCUGCUCAGCCGAGCUCUACAAGCAACUCCUUUGCACCAAGGCCUGGCCCCUUCCAAAUUAGAGUUACUGCUUCUCCUCCCCAAGUUACACUUCUACCCGCCCCUCUCAAUCCUAAUUCUGGGUAAUCUGUUUUAUAGCCCUUCAGUGUUUGCCCAAUCCUGUGAGACCCUUUAAUCCCUAACUCCCUUUACUUACCUGCCUUAGCACCCAGGUCCCAAUUAUACACCCCCGGUGACACACACAAGUAAACUUUCCUUAACCCCCUCCCCAAUCCGCGGUACCUCUCUCCUAGUUACAGAGAAACCUAUUCUACCUGUGCAGCCACUGUGAUAACCUGCACCUGCUUUCUGGCACCGCUGGGCCUUUCCUACUGAAAUCUGCUCCUCUUCCUUUCUGCACAAUCUCUGCCUCUCCAAUUGCAACUGGCCCCUGUGAUCCCGACCUCAACGUUUUGAAGCAACUCCAGUGUCUGCUGUUCCCAGUUGAUCCUGACAUCCUACAUUAGUUCCAUACUCAGAGCACUGUAUAACUGUUGUUGGCAGUGUCGAGUCCUUGGAGGGGGGUUUGGACUUGCCAUUUGCUUGGCACAGAGUGGUAGAGAAUCCCAAGCAGACUGGCACUAUUUGACUCUGGCAGAAAACAAGCUAACCUUUGGAUUGUGCAUGACUUGGAACCAGGCUGUUUUACAUCUGGCAUACUUGUUUUAUCUGUGCAGUUCCUGAUGAUGGAUUAAAAAUAAAUUGGAGGGCAGACUAAACCCCAAGGUGUUGCAAGUGCUAGUGGAGGCAGUCUUGCAUGGGACCAGUAUGGAGCAUUGGCCGGAGAACUGGAAGGAUUGUUUACAGACUGGCCCGCACUCCUUUUAGCCAUAGUGUGUUAUGACUAGGUGAUACUGCUCCACAAAAAUCUGGUGAUCACAGGGCUGCCUGGACCAGGGAGUAGAUAUCCUUUGUUCCUGAUUAGAUUGACCCACUACCCAAGCUGUCUCAGAUGCCUUCAGCCUUGGCAAUCUUCACCUGCCGCCCCAACUCCCACCCUUUCCAAGAGCGCCAUGUCUACUUGGACGAGCCCGUCAAGAUUGGCCGCUCCGUGGCUCGCUGUCGCCCAGCACAGAACAAUGCAACCUUUGACUGCAAGGUGCUGUCAAGAAACCAUGCGCUUGUCUGGUUUGACCACAAGACUGGCAAGUUCUACCUUCAAGACACUAAGAGUAGUAACGGUACCUUCAUAAACAGCCAGAGGCUGAGCCGAGGUUCUGAAGAAAGUCCACCAUGUGAGAUCCUUUCAGGGGACAUCAUUCAGUUUGGGGUAGACGUAACAGAAAACACCAGGAAAGUGACCCACGGCUGUGUAGUGUCCACUAUAAAACUCUUCUUGCCAGAUGGGCUCGAGACGCGGCGACGAUCAGAUGUCAUCCCAGCUGCGUUACCCAGUCCCAUUGACAAGGUUGCUGCUCACACUCCCAGUAUGUACUCUCAGGAACUCUUCCAGCUUUCCCAGUAUCUACAGGAGGCCUUACACCGGGAACAGAUGUUGGAACAGAAGCUGGCCACUCUUCAGAGACUAUUAGCCAAUACACAGGAAGCCUCAGAUACAAGUUGGCAGGCUCUUAUAGAUGAAGACCGGCUGCUAUCAAGAUUAGAAGUGAUGGGGAACCAGCUGCAGGCUUAUUCCAAGAGUCAAACGGAUGAUGGAAUAAGAAAGGAGCUGAUCUCUUUGCAAGAAGACAAACACAACUACGAGACAACAGCCAAAGAGUCCCUGAGGCGGGUCCUUCAGGAGAAGAUAGAGGUGGUGCGGAAGCUGUCUGAAGUAGAGCGGAGUCUGAGUAACACAGAAGAUGAAUGUACCCACCUGAAGGAAAUGAAUGAACGGACUCAAGAAGAAUUGCGAGAACUGGCCAACAAGUACAAUGGAGCUGUGAAUGAGAUGAAAGAUCUUGCAGACAAACUCAAGGCGGCAGAAAGUCGGCAGGAGGAAAUCCAACAGAAAGCUCUAGCUGAGAAAAAAGAACUGCAGAAUAAAAUUGAUGAAAUGGAAGAAAAGGAACAGGAACUACAAGCUAAAAUCGAGGCCUUGCAAGCAGACAAUGACUUCACCAACGAACGACUUACCGCCUUACAAGUACGAUUAGAGCAUCUUCAGGAGAAAACACUUAAGGAACACAACAGCUUAGGCAUCCAAGUUGGUGACUUCCUACCCAAAAUCAACGGCAAUGCAGAUAAAGACUCGCUCAUAGACCAACAACACCUGACAAGAGGAGACCAGGAGCAGCAGCGCUUUAAAGAGAGUCCCCCGGAAGCCAAGGAGUCCGAUCUCUCCGACACACUCAGCCCGUCCAAAGAGAAAAGCAGUGACGACACUACAGACGGCCAAAUGGACGAACAAGAGCUUAAUUCCCCUAACAAAGUAACUCUAUUAAAAGAUGAGCUGCAUCAUGCUGGGGCGAAUGAGACAAAACCAGAAAUCCAACCGCUGCGCAAGGAGCUUCUAGAGGCACAAGAGGUGGUCAAAUCAAGUAAACAAAAAUGCUUAGAACUUCAAGCUCUGUUGGAAGAGGAAAGGAGAGACAGCAGACUGCAAGCUGAGGAAUCCACUAAGCAAAUUCAGCAUCUCCAAGCCCAGCUGCAGAGGUUACAAAAAGAAAUCGAGCUCUUGCGUGAGCAGAAGGAGAGUGAGAUCGGCAGAACUCGGGAGGCACUGACCAACGCUCAGGAAGAGAUCGAGAUCCUGAAACGUGUGUCGGAACAGGUCGCCUCGGAGCGGGAAGAGGACAUAUCUGAACUGCAGGGAGAAUUGCAGGAGGUGCGCUUUGAGCUGGAACACUGGCGCAAGAAAGCCUCGCAGUAUGAAAAGGAGAUCGAGAACCUGCAGGCCAGCUUCCAAGCGCAGAGCCAGGAGCGAGAGCAGCAACAGAAGAAAGAGUCUGCCCAGUGGCAGGCUGAACUGGAGGGGUUAAGACAGAAUGUGAGUUCCCUGGAAGGUGAAUGCCGUGACCUGCAGAAGGACAAUACUCUGCUGAGUGAUCAGUGCCAGAGGAUUGAGAGAGAACUUCAGAGCUCUCAGAAACAAUCCCAAGAUCUCACCAAUGACCUCAGUGUCCUUCAACUUAGUCGAAAAGAACUUGAAAACCAGAUGGGCUCCUUGAAGGACCAGAAUCAGAGAGAGGCGGCCAACUUGAAGAUUCAGCUUAAAGAGGCAGAAAAGAGAGUCGUUGGAGUUCAGCAAGACUUUGACAACACCCAGUUGAAGCUCUCCGAGCUCAGAGACACCUUUGAAAAGGCUGAACAGGAGAAGCAGUUGGUGGUGGAGGAGCUGAAACAGUGUAAAGAGAAUCUGAAGCUGCUGCAGGAUAAAGCAACAAAUCCUUCCGUGUUACUUCCCGUCCCCGCCAUUUACAUGGGACUAGUCCUGGCCUUCCUCUACUGGUGUUACGGCCUGUUGUGCUAGAGAAAGAGACAGUGGCCUUGGAUCACCGUGGUGGCCGCAGCCUUGUUUGCCGUGACUGCCGUAAUGUUGUAUCCCGGGCUCACCAAAGGCACCCCAUGAAUCUGCUCAUGACCCCCCGCUAUUGCCGACCCUCUGGAGGUCCAGACAGAUCCCUAAUCUUUUUAGGGCCUCUGCUUUCAGCUGUCAUAUAUAUACGGCAGCCAGGGGGCGACGUCUCACCUGCAGACUUUUUUUCCCCUUUAGGAUCGGAAAUUCUGCUCCUGCGGCCAGGGGAUGGGGGAGGGGGUGGAUCUUCAGCACCAAAUUAUUUAUGAUGUUUGGGUUUGUGGCUCUUUUACUCUGAUUGUGAAGAAUUAAAAUGAUAAAACUUGUUAAACGAUUGGAUACGACUGCCCUGGUGCCGCUCAGCUUCUGACUCACGACACAAUUUCCGCUCUUAUUGGUCACAACUGAUGGGCAUCUAUUAAUUAUUAUUAUUAUUAUUAUUAUAUCUUCCAUUUGUGGCUGUUUAGCAACUCCACACCCUGUAGCCUCUGCCAGAAGAGGAUGCUGGGAGUUGUAGUUGAGCGGAGACUGAUGAGUUUAAUGCACCUGAUUUUGGUAAGUUUUGUCCCCUUUCAGUUCAUAUCUCUGUGUAUAAUCGUGUCUUGUGCCCAUGGAAUCCAUUCGCUCACUCCUUCUUCCCGUUCUCAAUGGAAUAAAUCGGGGGGACGCUUCUCUUUUAUCUGAGAUGUGGGUGAAAUUUGUAUAUUCAGCGGAGGAGAAUGAAUUGUUUCUGUACUGAAGCUUUAAUGGACAGUUGAUAGUGGCCCCGGGGCCCCAGCACAGGAUCUAUAUAUAUAUCUGUAUAGUUCUGUAUAGUUCUAGUGGCACAGGGAUGGGGCUUGACCACCCAAUGUUAUAGGGACUGUAGUGGCUACAAAUGGGUUCCGUGGGGUCAAUCCUUUUUUAUGGGGGGCAGGACAUCUGCAGGUGUUUGGGGGGGGGAUUGACCCUCAGUCUCAUGAUUUCUCUCAACAUUUAUAGUGAAUUCAGUGUGUAGAGGGGUCUUAAUCCUGGGGGGAUGAUGAUGAUAAAGGCCAAGCGUUGGGGCCCCAGUCCCUUAUAGUUGAGGGGCCCAUGUUAGUAACUGUCAGUUUUAUGUGUCGGCAUUUUCAGAGGUUGUUGUGUUGGGGCCAAUGUCUUGGGAGCAGAGGAAUUGGAAAGACUUAUAACCCAGGAGCUGAUGUUGUACUGUCAGGGCUACUGGGAGUUGUAGUUUAACAGCAGCAGCUCCAAUACUAAAGAUCUCUGUUAUUACACAAGGUUAUUUGCUAAUAAGGUUUCACGGCCAACGAGUCCAAUUUAAGGUCCCGGUGUCAUGAGCUUCAUUGUGGCCCCUCAGCCAAUCAAGGGCCCAACCCUGCAGGGAACACGUAGGUUCUGUUGUGUAUUUUGCUCCUGGAAACCCUUUAUAUGAGAACUCUGGUUCCCCGGGUUAUUGGAGGCGACUAAAUACCUUGUGUUUGGACUUUAGGGGCAAUUUCUGGUUGGCUGUAAAGACACAUAAUUGGCUAUUUACCCACGACCCAGAAACAGAAUUCAGCAGCCUAUAGACAUGUGUGAGACGUUAUAGGGGCCCCCGUAUUAUAUGUACUUGAGAUAUACUUGGUGUGGCCCCUUGACCAUUUAGGAGCCGUGUAGAUUGGGCAUCCGUGUUGGUGAUUGUUAUUGGCCAAUGCCGUUAUGUUCACCGCCCCUGUUUUACUGCUGAGCUCCUCCCAUACUGCAGCACUACAGCUUAUUGGAGCCACGCCCACGAGGAGCUUUCAGACCUAUUAAUUUGUGCAUUCGGGGGGUUAUGUUGUGCUUAGAGAUCGGGGUGGGGGGGGAGUUAACCCAAUAAUGACUGUACUGGUUUUAGGGAGCAAAGUCUGUGCUCUUGGUGCACUUUCACCAUUGGCCCACCCCGCCAAGACCAACUGCAGGUUGGAUAAGAAUGAUGUCUACAUCCUGCUGGAAUUUAAAGGGGAAGUUAUUCCUCAAUUGUCUUUAUGGGAAAGUGCAGGAAGGUUCCAGGAUCUGAUUGUAAGAGAUAAUCAUCCUGUGGCCCUUCAGUUGUCUUUAUACAACUCCCAGCAAGCCUUGGGCAAGAUGGUGGGCAAGAGCUGGAGGGCUUCUGUACACUUCUCUUUUCUGCACACGCUUCCAGCAGCCCCCCACUCUGAGGCACAUCAUGUUCCUGUGUCUUUUUAUUCAACACGUAGAAUCAACUUGCGGCCCCAAACCUGGUGCUUAGGGGGGACGUGUGCCGUACGUGUGUCUGACGUGUGACGUUGUGAGAUCAAUUGUGUCUGUAAUAGGGAGAAGUUACGGACUUUAGACUCACACCGAUCUAUAGGGGAAUUUGCAGGGGACGGGGGGCCCCCCAGAUAUAGGGUAUUGGCUCCUGUAUAAGGAGAGGCCUGGAGUUAACCCCUCGGAUCCCAGGAGUUGCGCUUUGUUUUUGUGCUUGUGGGGGGGAUAUUUAAUAUUGGGGGAGAGAUUUCGGAGGUUCCACGUCUCGCUCAGCUGCAGCCGCUCCCCAUGAGACGCCCGUGGGUGCCCCGCACCUCUUGUAUAUACUGUAGGUUCUUGCAAAUAUUCUUCUGCUAAAGUUCACAAGGACAUUUUUUUAAGUAAAUCAUUGUUUUAAAUCUAUUUUGUAAAGAUACAAUAAAUAAAAAGGUUCCAUAGAAUUUCUGGAGCACAGAUGAAACUAUUUGCACUAACAAAUGUGACGUGCAUGAUUUAAUAAAUAACUUUACUCUCA
Messenger RNA from Xenopus laevis (African clawed frog), 7354 nucleotides. It is a transcript of the gene slmap.L, whose product is annotated as sarcolemma associated protein L homeolog. Bases 2104 to 4563 code for a protein of 819 amino acids. Gene Ontology annotation, biological process: protein localization to plasma membrane; regulation of membrane depolarization during cardiac muscle cell action potential. The record is from RefSeq and is a predicted model, not a curated record. NCBI's taxonomy places the organism in Eukaryota, Metazoa, Chordata, Amphibia, Anura, Pipidae. Gene Ontology annotation, cellular component: endoplasmic reticulum membrane; mitochondrial membrane; sarcolemma. The transcript has 23 exons.